Molecule: messenger RNA, 3138 nt
Organism: Hirsutella rhossiliensis
Lineage: Eukaryota; Fungi; Ascomycota; Sordariomycetes; Hypocreales; Ophiocordycipitaceae
Product: male sterility protein
Exons: 5
Coding region: 1-3138 (1045 amino acids)
Molecular function (GO): phosphopantetheine binding
Source: RefSeq, a predicted model, not a curated record
AUGUGCGCAUAUCCCGCUAAUUCCCAACCGCGGAACGACAAACUCCUCGUCGACAUCAUCGAUGGUGUGGCACAGACGAAUCCCGAUGCUACAUGGCUUGAAUAUCCGGCGUCGGCGAGCGACUAUGCAGCUGGUUUCAACGCCAUCACAUAUCGCGCGUUGGCAAACGCCACAAAUGGCUUGGCCUGGCAUCUUCACCGAAACAUCAGCCCUGGCACAGAGUUCCAAACCCUGGCAUACAUUGGCCCGAACGAUGCGCGGUACGCGAUAAUUCUGUAUGCUUGUAUCAAAGCGGGUUUCAAGGUCUUGUUCUCGUCACCAAAAAAUAGUAUAUUCGCGCAUGUCAACUUGUUUUCUGCUCUCAAUUGCUCGACAUUGCUCACCACCGAUCCCAUGCCAACCGCGGUUGAGUCCCUUCUAUCCCACCAUUCUAUGAAAGUUGUGUGCCUUCCAAGUUUGGAACAGCUGCUGGAGAAAUUUUCCGAGCCCUUUCCAUACAGCAAAACCUUUGCUGAAGCGCGGAAUGAUCCCUUUGUGGUAUUGCAUACGUCCGGCUCUACUGGUAACCCCAAGCCAAUCGUCUAUACCCAUGAGUUUGUUACCCGCAACGUCAAUGCUUUUCAACUCCCUACCCCCCCGGGGUUCAUAUCUGUAAGCCAGCUGGUGGCUGGCAGCCGUUUUGUUUGCUUGCUGCCUCUGUUCCACAUGGCUGGUUUUUUCUUCACAUCUGUCGUCUCGCAUUUUGAUCGAAGCACCGUCAUCCUCCCUUCACCUAGUGCUCCUCCAACAAGCGAUACGCUGCAUGGCGUGCUCCAGCAUACUACGGCAGCUUGGGCUGCUGUGUCACCAUCUACUGUGGAAAGCCUUGGGCGGAAUCCGGACUUGCUGCAGGUCAUCUCAGAAAAACUCUCGAGAAUUGCGUUUCUUGGCGGCAAUCCCUCCCUGGCCAUGGGCAACGAGGUUUCACGGAAGCUCAAUAUUUGCAACUUGAUUGGUUCCAGUGAAUGUGGAGGAUUUGCACAGCUGAUCCCGGAGGACCACAACGGUCAGAUGGAGCUUUGGUCAUACGUUCACAUUCACCCACAGACUGGCCCUGUCUAUCAAGAGUAUUCCCCUGGCCUGUGUGAGCUUACAAUCAGACGUGAUCUUCCAUGCGAGCCAUAUCAGCCGCUGUUCACGCAGCUUCACUCGACUGAGGAAUUUCGAACAAGCGACCUGUUUACUGCUCAUCCCACGAUCCCCGGCUUUUGGCGGCACACCGGAAGGGUUGAUGACAUUAUUGUCUUCCUGAAUGGGGAAAAGACAAAUCCAAUUAGUUUCGAAUCCCACGUGGUUGGCCAUCCAGACGUCGCGGGAGCCCUAGUAUUUGGCACCAACCGCAUGGAAGCUGGCCUUUUGAUAGAGUUCACCGCGACCGAAAAGAACAAAUUGCUGCUGCAGAAGAAAAGAGAGGCAAUUGGCAUGAUUUGGCCUAGAAUAGAAGAGGCCAAUUCGCUUGCCCCGGCUCACGCGCGCAUCGAUGACACACUUAUCUGCAUUGUCUCACCGGAGAGGCCGAUGAUAAGAACUCCCAAAGGCACCAUCAAACGUCAAGAAACCCUUCGUUCGUACGACCAAGAGAUAGACGAGGUUUAUAAAGAAGCUGAGGCAGCAAACAGUCUGCCUACGGACCUAGUCAUCGACACGAGUGACAUUCACCAGCUCCAGGAGGUGAUACGCUUUGUCUUCAAAAACGUCAUGAAGCGCGAUGCUCCCUCGGAUGAGAUAGACUUUUUCAGCAUCGGGAUGGACUCAUUGCAAGUCAUUCGCAUGGUUCGACAGCUUCGCGGCGCCAUCCGGAAUCCGGGAAUCGAGCCUGCGGUGGUGUACAGAAAUGCGUCUGUUCACGCAUUGGCCGAGGAACUCAUUGACAACGCUGUCACGGCCAAGGAGGACAGCGUCGCUAAGAACUUGAAGAAAAGACAAGAAAUACUAAAGCAAGUUCUGCAAGAGUACAAGGAUAAGAUUGGAGAGUUGGCUUCGACAGCAACGAAAGAUCCCGUUCGCAGCUUGUCAAGCACGCGUCAGCAUAGCACAAUUCUCCUCACUGGUACGACCGGCUAUGUUGGAUCCUACGUCCUAGAUCAGCUCUUGAAACACCCUUCGUCACCGAAGAUUCUCUGCAUGAAUCGAUCCACGAAUGCAUUGGAAGUCCAGAUAGCUCGCAAUAAGCGGCGAAACAAGGCCUUAACCACAAAAUUCCCCCCUGAGCGUGUCAAGUUUCUGGCUGCUGACUUUGCGGCGGACAAAACCUGGGGUCUUCCGGACGAAACCUUUCGAGAGCUGCUGCGAGAGGUAACGCUGGUCAUUCAUAAUGCUUGGCCGGUUGACUUCAAUAUUCCUCUGUCGGCGUUCAGGCCUUCGCUUGAUGGUGUUGUCAACAUUGUGCAGUUUUGCAAAGCGGCGAAGCAUUCGCCACCACUAGUCUUUGUGUCGUCUAUCAGCGCUGUCAUGGACCUGCAGUCCCAGGUCAUACCCGAAACACUCAUUGAGAGCCUGGAGGUCCCAGCAUCGUGCUAUGGAGAGAGCAAGUUUGUCGCCGAACAUGUCUUAUUCGAAGCAUCUCAGCGACUUGGUGUCAAAGCAGGCGUGGUUCGUGUUGGUCAGGUGUCGGGUGCAGCCUAUUCCCCAGGAUUGUGGAAUAGUCGCGACUGGCUUCCGCGCUUGGUACUCAGCUCAAGAUACCUGGAGGCUAUUCCGAACCAUCUUGGAGCUAACCACAAUAUCGAUUGGAUCCCGAUAGACAUAUUGGCCAAUGUCGUGAUAGAUAUCUCGAUGAACCUCCUGCCUAGUGUCGUCCACGCGCUUGAGGGGCACAGCUCAGCAUCAAGCAGUUCGAAGAUUACUCCUGUCACCCCUGCUGAGUGGGUUGAGCGAUUGCGCAACAGCGCCGCCCGCUUGGAAGACCAUGAUGAGGAUAUCGACAGUCACAACCCAGCGCUGAAGCUUCUCGACUUUUUCGAGCAAGCUCUUGAGAACGGGGUAGUCGAUAGGCCAGUCUGGAGCACAGAAGCCGCUGUCAAGAUGAGUGACUCUCUGCGCGGGACGGAGUGCAUACAGCCAGAAUGGAUGGAGCGGUGGGCCAGGAGCUUGUUAUAA